UUCGCGGGAGACAACAUGGCGACCGAGAUGCCUUCUCUCGUCCAGGAGUCUCUGCAGUGUCCCGUUUGUUUUAAAGACGUCACACCUGGGACAAUUAACGCACACCUCGACGCCUGUCUUCUCCACGGUUCUACCAGCAGCAGUCCGCCAGCAGCUGCCGAGAGCGGCUCGUCUCCUCCUGUGAAGAAACCUCGCAUUAGUGCGGAACCUGUCAACAAAUCCGCUCCCGCCUCCUCCUCCUCCUUCUCAGGGACACAGUCCUCGAUGUUUCCCAUGUUUCAGUCAAACAAGGGAAAACUUAGCGUCCACAAUGACAGAGUCGGUGUGUCCACCAGUAAGCAGAGUCCUGUCAGAGCUAAGGAGGCUAAACGGACAGAGGCAGAGUUUGGAUCAGCGGGUAUGGAAGCUCUGCAGAACCAGAAACCUCCACCUGUGCCAGAUACUGGGACUUUGAAGAGGACUGGUUAUGGUUUGUCCCCAAAGACAUUGUUGUCGUUUGACAAACCUUUGGCUGAUGUUCUGAGACCGAACACUCUGGAGGAGUACUUUGGCCAGAGUAAAGUUGUGGGCCAGCAGACACUGAUCAGAUCACUCAUCGAGUCCCAGGAGAUCCCAUCUCUGAUCCUGUGGGGUCCACCGGGAUGUGGAAAGACCACUUUAGCCCACAUAAUUGCCAGCAGCAGCAAGAAGAGGGGGACGGCUCGUUUCGUCACGCUGUCGGCCACCAGCGCCUCUACCAGUGACGUCCGAGAGGUGAUCAAACAGGCGCAGAAUGAGCUCAGACUGUGCAAGAGGAAGACCAUCCUGUUCAUCGACGAAAUUCACCGCUUCAACAAGUCCCAGCAGGACACCUUCCUUCCUCAUGUCGAAUGCGGGACGGUAACUCUGAUUGGAGCGACCACUGAGAAUCCAUCCUUCCAGGUGAACGCUGCGCUGCUGAGCCGGUGCAGGGUUCUGGUUCUGGAGAAACUGUCUGUGGAGGCGAUGGGUUUGAUUUUGAACCGGGCUCUGGAAACACUUGGGAUCAGAGUCUGGAGACAUGGUCCAUCACAUCCCAAAGAUCAAGCCCGCAGCAAUGGACAUGAACCAAAUAUAUACAUUGAACAAAAAGCCUUGGACACCAUUGCCUACCUCUGCGAUGGUGAUGCAAGGACGGGACUCAACAGUCUCCAGCUAGCUGUGCAGGCUCAGAUGAAGUCGAUGCAUCCAAACCUUUUGACACAAGAAACAUCUCGAGAGAUAGUGGUGACAGAGCAGCACAUCAAGGAGGGUCUCCAAAGGUCCCACAUCCUUUAUGAUAAAGCUGGUGAGGAGCAUUACAACUGUAUCUCAGCGUUGCAUAAAUCCAUGAGGGGUUCCCACGAGAGCGCGUCUCUCUACUGGCUGGGCCGCAUGCUCGAGGGCGGCGAAGACCCGCUCUAUGUGGCUCGCAGACUGGUCCGCUUUGCCAGUGAGGACGUAGGUUUGGCAGAUCCCGCCGCCCUUCCUCAAGCUGUUUCUGCCUUCCAGGCUUGUCACUUCAUUGGGAUGCCUGAAUGUGAAGUGAUCCUAGCCCAGUGUGUUGUCUAUCUUGCACGAGCACCCAAGUCGGUGGAGAUCUACAAGGCCUAUGCCAACGUAAAGGCCUGUCUAAGAAACCACAAAGGCCCCCUGCCUCCUGUCCCCUUGCACCUCCGAAAUGCCCCCACCAGGCUGAUGAAGCAGCUCGGCUACGCUAAAGGCUACAAAUACAACCCAGCGUUCAGUGGUCCCGUCGAGCAGGAGUACUUACCCGAAGAGCUGCGAGAAAUUGACUUCUUCACAUGGACACCCUAAGACUGAUGAGUGUCUCCUGUGAUAACUUACUCUCACAAAACAAAGUUCCUAAUUGAAAAGGGUUUUUAUAUUAAAAGACCGUUUUGCAGAAGUUAAUGAAAAGUCACCUCAGCUGGUAUAGGCAUGUUCUUGUCAUAUAAUAACUACUUCAUCACUCUGACUGAAUAUAAACUACAAUUAACUGUUAAUACUUGAUUAAUUCAAAUGCGUUUGCAAAACUUAUAUUGUUUACAUGUUUAAAAUAAUUAAAAUGUUAAUUCUUUUA
This is a messenger RNA of Austrofundulus limnaeus, 2080 nucleotides long. RefSeq names its product WRN helicase interacting protein 1 (gene wrnip1). The record is from RefSeq and is a predicted model, not a curated record. Gene Ontology annotation, biological process: DNA repair; DNA synthesis involved in DNA repair; DNA-templated DNA replication. Gene Ontology annotation, cellular component: nucleus. The transcript is spliced from 7 exons. Gene Ontology annotation, molecular function: ATP binding; ATP hydrolysis activity; DNA binding. Lineage: Eukaryota; Metazoa; Chordata; Actinopteri; Cyprinodontiformes; Rivulidae. Bases 16 to 1815 code for a protein of 599 amino acids.